AAAUCAAUCUACAAAGAGACGGCGGGAAUCUCAAAUUCGGAAUUUUGCUGGUUAUCGUAAAUCCAAAUGCGGUCUGAGAGAGGAAGACUACAAAGAAUAAGAAGAUCGAAUCAGAGUCUAACAUCAUCGGAUUUAGGAGCUACCCAGAAAGCCAGAUCGAGAAUCGAGAAGGAAUCGAGAUCGGAGAAGAAGAGGAAUCGCGUAGGGAGUGGGGCUGCACGAACAAGGAUGCAGCUUCACAUAUCGCCGAGCAUGAGAAGCAUUACGAUAUCGAGCAGCAAUGAGUUUAUUGAUUUGAUGAAGAUCAAAGUCGCAGCUCGUCACAUUUCUUACCGAACUCUCUUCCACACUAUCUUAAUCCUCGCUUUCUUGUUGCCUUUUGUUUUCAUCCUAACCGCUGUUGUUACCCUUGAAGGUGUCAACAAGUGCUCCUCCUUUGAUUGUUUUGGGAGGCGGUUAGGACCACGUCUUCUUGGUAGGAUAGAUGAUUCAGAGCAGAGACUAGUUAGAGAUUUUUACAAAAUUCUAAAUGAAGUAAGCACUCAAGAAAUUCCAGAUGGUUUAAAGCUUCCAGAUUCUUUUAGUCAACUUGUUUCAGAUAUGAAGAACAACCACUAUGAUGCGAAAACAUUUGCCCUCGUACUUCGAGCUAUGGUAGAGAAGUUUGAAAGGGAUAUAAGGGAAUCCAAAUUUGCAGAACUCAUGAACAAACACUUUGCUGCAAGUUCAAUUCCAAAAGGAAUUCACUGUCUCUCUUUAAGACUAACUGAUGAAUAUUCCUCCAAUGCUCAUGCCCGGAGACAGCUUCCUUCCCCGGAGCUUCUCCCUGUUCUCUCAGACAAUGCUUACCACCAUUUUGUUCUAGCUACAGACAAUAUCUUGGCUGCAUCGGUUGUGGUCUCAUCUGCUGUUCAAUCAUCUUCAAAACCCGAGAAAAUUGUCUUUCAUGUUAUCACAGACAAGAAAACAUAUGCAGGUAUGCAUUCUUGGUUUGCGCUUAAUUCUGUCGCUCCUGCGAUUGUUGAAGUCAAAAGUGUUCAUCAGUUUGACUGGUUAACAAGAGAGAAUGUUCCGGUUCUCGAAGCUGUGGAAAGCCAUAACAGUAUCAGAAAUUAUUACCAUGGGAAUCAUAUCGCUGGUGCAAACCUCAGCGAAACAACUCCUCGAACAUUUGCUUCGAAACUGCAAUCAAGAAGUCCCAAAUACAUAUCUUUGCUCAACCAUCUAAGAAUAUAUCUACCAGAGCUUUUUCCGAAUUUAGACAAGGUAGUGUUCUUAGAUGAUGAUAUAGUGAUACAGAGAGAUUUAUCUCCGCUUUGGGAUAUUGACCUUAACGGGAAGGUUAAUGGAGCUGUAGAGACUUGUCGAGGAGAAGACGUAUGGGUUAUGUCAAAGCGUCUUAGGAACUACUUCAAUUUCUCUCACCCGCUCAUCGCAAAGCAUUUGGAUCCUGAAGAAUGUGCUUGGGCUUAUGGAAUGAAUAUCUUCGAUCUACGGACUUGGAGGAAGACAAAUAUCAGAGAAACUUAUCAUUCUUGGCUUAAAGAGAAUCUGAAGUCGAAUCUAACAAUGUGGAAACUUGGGACAUUGCCUCCUGCUCUAAUAGCAUUUAAAGGUCAUGUUCAGCCAAUAGAUUCGUCUUGGCAUAUGCUUGGAUUAGGUUAUCAGAGCAGCACCAACUUAGAAAAUGCGAAGAAAGCUGCAGUGAUUCAUUACAAUGGCCAAUCAAAGCCGUGGCUCGAGAUAGCAAACAGAAAGCUUCCAGAUAAUCUUGAAGCAGACUGGAGAUUUUGCGGGUUCUGCAGAUUUACUUGGAUUUUAGCUGGACAAUGAAACCAGUUGCAGAGCAGCAGAAAAAAGAGAGAGAGAGAAAUAAAGAUUCAUUCUUCUGUAAAAAUAGAAGGUACCCUUUUUUGAGAUUCUUUGUGGUUUUGAAGUAAAGAUUCCAAUUUUGG
Molecule: messenger RNA, 1955 nt
Organism: Arabidopsis arenosa
Lineage: Eukaryota; Viridiplantae; Streptophyta; Magnoliopsida; Brassicales; Brassicaceae
Source: the annotation of a GenBank genome assembly